Acanthopagrus latus (yellowfin seabream) is the source of this 2524-nucleotide messenger RNA. RefSeq names its product TGFB-induced factor homeobox 1 (gene tgif1). Lineage: Eukaryota; Metazoa; Chordata; Actinopteri; Spariformes; Sparidae. Gene Ontology annotation, biological process: regulation of transcription by RNA polymerase II. The transcript is spliced from 3 exons. The coding region runs from base 626 to 1522 and encodes 298 amino acids. Gene Ontology annotation, molecular function: DNA-binding transcription factor activity, RNA polymerase II-specific; RNA polymerase II cis-regulatory region sequence-specific DNA binding. The record is from RefSeq and is a predicted model, not a curated record.
GCAGCCUGUUGUUGUUGUUGUCAUUCUGAUCGCCCGCCUAAACCGUCGCCUCCCCGCGUAACGUCAUUUAAUGUUAAUACACACUGUUGUUGUUUGGUUGUGUGUUGUGUGACCGUGCGGACGAGGGUCUGCAGCGGGUUUAAAGACGCGUAAAAGCGAGACUUGUAUCCAUGUCAGUGGAACAAGGCAUGCUGAUGUCAGAGAUUUUUCCUCUGCCCUCCACGGUGGGAGGAUCUCUUGUGCGUUGAGUCACGCAGCUGUCAAAGAUAGCUGUCACCCAGUUUCAGGAUCAAACACACACAAGGCAAUGAGAAAAAGGGCUUUGAGCCGAAGGGACGCGAGAGAUCUCAGGUAAAAAAAAAAAAAAAAAGACAAGGAAAAAAGAAAAGCUUAACUAUCCAAAAAAAUACCCCAGGACGACUAGAAGAGGACAACACAAAGCAAGGGGAGCAAAAAAAGAAAAAGAAAAAAAAAAGCGAGUUUUGAUGAAUAAGGAUUUUUUCGGAUAUACGGACACACACUGUGGAUAUCUGGCGGAAAGAAGAAGAACAGAAAAAAAACACAAAGGCAAUUUUUUUUCUUCUUGCGCUCCAACGAGGACAAAGUGGGCAUUUUACGCACGGAGAUGAAGACGAAAAAGGGCUUGACGAUGCUGUCAGGGAGUGAGACGGAUGACGAGGACAGCGUGGACGCCCCUCUGGAUCUGUCGUCCAGCGGCGGGAGUAGCGGGAAGAGGAAGCGGCGGGGGAACCUGCCCAAGGAGUCGGUCCAGAUCCUCCGGGACUGGCUGUACGAGCACCGUUACAACGCUUACCCCUCUGAACAGGAGAAAGCCCUCCUGUCCAAGCAGACUCAGCUCUCCACACUACAGGUGUGCAACUGGUUCAUUAACGCGCGCCGGCGGCUUCUUCCAGAGAUGCUGAGGAAAGACGGGAAAGAUCCCAACCAGUUCACCAUUUCCAGGAAAGGCAGCAAAGCUGGCGACAGCUUCUCCGACAGCUCCCAGUCCCCCAAGCACAGCAGUCCCGCGGCAGGUACUGAGGAGAGCUACGACAAACGCAUCCUCCACCCCUCCAGCUUUGAGCCCACCAUGCCCAGCGUGCUGAGGAAGGCGGUAUCUCCCUCCGCAUCCUCUCCAACAUCCAUGUCCCCCUCUCCUCCUCUAAUGCCCACCCGCCCUUCUGUCAUCUGUCACACCACUGUCACCGCGGCGAUGCAGGCCAGCCCGACAGCCUCCCAACCCUCUGUGCCAGGAAUGAACUGUGACAGGGCGGCCGAGCUGCUCCAGUCUGCGCAGGCGCUGCUCAGGUGCCGGGAUGAAGGGCCGCUCCCCACCACUACCACCAUCCUCAGCGGCACCGGCAUGGAGGGCAACCUGAGCCCCCGCAGCGGGCUCUUCAACACCCCUCCCCCCACCCCUCCAGACCUCACACAAGACUUCAGCGGCUUCCAGCUCCUGGUGGACGUGGCCCUCAAACGGGCCGCAGAGAUGGAGCUGCAAGCUAAACAGCUGGUCUCCUAAAGGGAGAAAGUGACAGCGGAAGAAGAAGAAGAGGAGGGAACAAGGACUGACUUUGUGUCUCGACUGUGGAACUCCUCAGAGUUCAUUGACUUGUCUGCACGCAACAGAGAACAAAUCCACAUGAAAGCCUGAUCAUUUCUAUUUUUGGUAUACCAAUCAAAUUGAUGAGGAUUGUUUUUUUAUGGAAAACUGUAUCGAGGUGCCUUGGCUGUAAGUUGUUUAUUCAUUUCACAUACAUGCGUAUGUAAUCUACAUGUGUAUCUUAUUUGCACACAGGGACCAAAAAAUGUUAUCAGAGAAAUGCUGCCUGUCUUAUGUCUUUUUUCCAUUAUACUGUAUAUCGUUUUAGAGAAGAAUCAGCCCUCCUUCGCCGACCAAUCGGACGCAUUGGUCACAUCCACACAUGUUUACUGUUAUACAUUUCAUAGAUCAGCUCCUGAUUGGUCUGCCUCGUUUGUUUGCACACUAAAGGCAGAGGAAGGUCAUCUCAGUGUCUUAAACAUACUUUGCUCUUGGCAUCUAUGACAAACUUAUUCACUACUGUAGUAAUGUUACGUGUUUUUCAUGAGUAUAAGUAUAGUUCUGAAUUUGUCAUUUUCUUUUACUUUUAGCUAUUUUAAAAGAAAAAAAACCCUCUAUGCUUUUUUUUUUUUUUACUCUCCCCACCACGGGAUAUUUCAGAUGACCAAUGUAGCAGGUUCAUAGUCUGAGCCUUCAUCCCAUCACUCAGCGAGACAAAAACAAAACGACGGCCAGUGGACUGGAAAAAUUAAACACUACAGAUGUCUGCAUUUGCUGUUUUUUUUGUUUUUUUGUUUUUUACAAACCUGACAAAGACAGCAUUUUUUUGAAAUCACCAAAAAAGCAUUUUCAUGUAUAAUAGGACCAUGUGUAUAGUUAAAUGUGACAUGAUGCCCAAUGAUGUGAUUUCUUUUCAUACUGUGCAAUGUUUGUGGCAAAUAGGGGUCACAUGGGAUUCAAAUAAAGUUUUGUUUUUCUACA